Lolium perenne is the source of this 2265-nucleotide messenger RNA. RefSeq names its product protein FAR1-RELATED SEQUENCE 5-like. The record is from RefSeq and is a predicted model, not a curated record. Gene Ontology annotation, biological process: regulation of DNA-templated transcription. Gene Ontology annotation, molecular function: zinc ion binding. Lineage: Eukaryota; Viridiplantae; Streptophyta; Magnoliopsida; Poales; Poaceae.
CGCGCUGAGCGUCCCCCGGGGGAUCUAAUUUCAGAUCCCCCGGGUCGGUAGCCGUACGAUCGAGCCUGUAACAGCCGUCGGAUCGAGCGAACCGUUACCUUCUCCCGCUUUUGCUACCAUGCAUGCACUUGUAGCAAAAAUUUCCCGUUUGUAGCAAACACAGAAAUCCGCACGUCCUUCGGGCUAGGGAGAGGUUGGAGCUCCCGCGACGCCGCCGCGACGCCGCCGGCGGAGACGGCGCGCGACUGGCCGGCGACAAACAAAGCAGAGAAGGGCGCAUCCAUGGCGCACCUGCUGAGAUCCGUCCUCUACCCAAACGGAGAACCUAGUCGUGCUGCACAGGUUGGAUCGAGCUCCUCUUCAAAUCCAGAUCUCGGCCGUCGUUUUCCGACGGGAUCCUCGAGCGGUGGCGCCGGAGUUCAGUCGGCGCAACCAAAUCGAAGUACCUACAACAACCCUCCUGUGUAUUUCACUCAAGACCCGGAGGUUGAAGAAGCUGCUCCAUCGGUUUUUGUUGCUGACAGCAUCUUGAGGGGUUUUGAUCUGAACAAUGCUGCACCAGAAACAAGUUCUGCACCAGAAAGCAGUGCUGCUGGAAAAUUUGUACCAGGACCUCACAGUGGGCAAGCUGGUUCUGCUGCAAGUGUAGCUCAGGAUUAUGAUGAAGAGAUAUUGUCCCAGCCUAUGGUACCAUAUGUUGGCCUGACUUUUGAUGACAUAGAAGAAGCAAAAGAGGUGUACAAUAAUUAUGCAUACAAACUAGGUUUUGGUACACACAUUGGCAAUACAAAGUACAGCACAGCGCGACAUGCUCCAAAAGGUACAAUUCUGAGCAGAGUUUUCGAAUGUGUUCAUGCUGGCAAACCUUUUGACGGAACAGCUAAAACUGCUAGAAGCAAUUCAGAAGGUUUUGUAGCAACAGAUAUGAGCAGCUUCAGUGCGCAGAAAUCAAAAGGGAAACAAGCCAAGGAGCAGAUGGAUGUAAAAGACACAAGGCAGCGGAACAUAGUGCUGCGACAUGACUGCAAAGCUCACAUGGUAGUUGGCAUGCGUGCAGGAGUUUGGACAGUCACAGUUUUCAACGCAGAGCACACACACCCAAUGGUGUCAAUGGUCGGGAGAAGACGGUUCUACCGAUCACACCGGAAGGUCCCAGAGGAAGAUUUCCAGUUGCUGCAAACACUUCACAACCAGAACAUAUCUACAUCAAAAAUAAUGGGAGCCCUAGCAGAUGUCCGUGGUGGUGAUGUGAGAGGGCUGCCAUAUGUCAAGAGGGAUGUAUCAAACAUCCGCACAAUGCUGCGAGAAGCUGUGACGCUGCGAGAUGUCAGCCUGACAGUUGAGUACUUUGAGAGGAGAAAAGCUGAAAACCCAAAUUUCUUCUAUGCCACACAACUUGAUGAAAAUAAUGCAGUCAGAGCACUGUUCUGGGUCGACGGAAGGACUAGAUCGCUGUACCAUAAGUAUAAGGACUGUGUGUUCUUUGACACAACGUUCUGCACAAACCGGUAUAAUAUGCCGUUUGCUCCUAUAGUGGGAAUCAAUAACCACACACAAACAAUUGUGUUGGGUUGUGCUCUGCUACCAGAUGAAUCAAUUGAAACAUUCAGAUGGGUUUUUGAGCGUUGGAUGAUGGCAAUGGAUAACAUGGCACCGGAAAACAUAAUGACUGACCAAGAUAAAGCAAUGGCAACAGCGAUUAGCAAGGUGUUCCCUAACGCAACUCAUAGAUGCUGCUUUUAUCAUGUUUUGAGUCUUGCUAGGAAAAAGCUUGGGCCAAACUUGAGAGAAGGAAAUCCAUUUGCAGAUGCAUUCUACUCAUGCAUAUAUGGAACAGAUACUCCCGAAGAAUUUGAGUUAUGUUGGCAGCAUAUGCUGCAAGUCUAUGGAAUGAAUGGCAACACACACUUGGAAAACAUGUGGGGGAGCAGAAAGACAUGGGCACCAGUGUAUUUUAGGCACAACUUCUUUCCAUUCACAAGUACCACAGGACGCUCUGAAGGACUGAACUCUUACUUCAAGACCUUGGUGCGACCAGGUGAAUCAGUAUUCAAUUUUGUGCAACAGUAUGAAUUAUGCCAGAACCUCAUGCUUGAUAGAGAAGACAACUCAGGUUUCAUAAUGGAAACUACAACAGCUCCACUUUGGGGAAGCUGGAGCAUUGAAAAGCAAGCAGUGCUGUUCUACACAAGAGAAGUGUUUGACAGGUUCCGGAAGAUGCUGCCAAAUGUCAACUCGGAUUUUAUCCGCUUCGAACGUAGCUAG